AGCGCUCAUUUGGUAAGCCGGCGGGGAAGACAGAUUAGACUAAUUUCAUGUACGGCCUUGUUGUCCGUGUGCGGCUGUGCACUACGUUGUUCAUUGUGUUGACAGUUGAAAAACGUUUGACGCGAACGAAUGGCUAAAGCAAUCGGUGCGAAAGUCAGUGUAGUUGGAGGCAGAUUUUCACUUUUUAAAAAUUAAAUUAAAAACAUUUUUAUAUAAAAAAUCAAUUCGCAGUGAGAGAGACUAUUAAAAGUAGUGAAUUUGAAAUAUCCUGUAUUUAUUGUGUACGACAGUGAUGGACCUUUUGGUGAUGUUGAGGAAUUUUUGCCUCCUUAUGCUAAUCCAGGUGUAAAAACCGUUUCCACGGCGGUUUAUUGUGAUGAAUCUGCUGUUCUGCAUCGAAGAAAUGAUUUGUGUUGUUGCAAAUCAUAACCUCAAUUGCACUUCUUUGUGAAUACGUCGAUUCGUCGUCAAACCCCUGUGCGACGUCUAUAACUGAAGUAAAGUUUAUUCUUUAUAUAUGAUUCAACGCGAGUAUCAAAUGAACAACGGGUUUAGUACAGGAGAAGAAGAUUCUCGAGGCAAUUCCGACCAAAUAUGUUGCCUUGUGGAUGAUAGUGAUCGGUGCAGGCGAUCCGCUGGCAACGCUGCGUACAGCAAACGCAUCCAGAAGACGGUCACCCAGCGUCGGCUCAAGCUGAGCAUUGACCCCCAGGCCAGGCAUACAUACAUUUGUGACUAUCACAAAAACAUGAUACAGUGUGCAAGAACGAAGCAGAGAAGGCCUAAGGACUCUGAGGAUGACAGUAACGAGGCAGAGAUGGAUUCGCCAGAGGUUGACUGGUUCUCAUUGCAAGUGAACACCCUAAGGCGUUACAAGAGGCAUUACAAGGUGCCUACACGGCCCGGCUUCAACAAGGCUCAAUUAGCAGAUGCUAUACAGAAACACUUCAAGUCAUUGCCAGUAAAUGAGAAGGAGAUUAUGACAUAUUUCAUUUAUAUGGUAAAGACAAACGGCAACAAGCUGGACCAGAAGAAUGGAAUCAACUCUGAUUCUGUAUAGAGACUGUGGUAAAACUUAUUUUAGAAGACAUAGACUUAAUUAGAUUAUUUUAGGUACCUAUUCUUACUCUAUUUCUCUUCUUAAAUUAUCAGUAUCACAUGGUUACUUGGGAGUUGUCAUUAAAUAUGAUAAAUCCUGUAUUAUUUAUUGCAUAAUAAUUUGUAUUAAAGAGUUUAAAAUAUUAAACUCGUAUGCUUCACUACAAUUACU
This is a messenger RNA of Cydia pomonella (codling moth), 1270 nucleotides long. It is a transcript of the gene Sap30, whose product is annotated as histone deacetylase complex subunit SAP30 homolog. Gene Ontology annotation, molecular function: transcription coregulator activity; protein binding. Gene Ontology annotation, biological process: regulation of DNA-templated transcription. Lineage: Eukaryota; Metazoa; Arthropoda; Insecta; Lepidoptera; Tortricidae. Gene Ontology annotation, cellular component: histone deacetylase complex. The record is from RefSeq and is a predicted model, not a curated record. The transcript is spliced from 3 exons. Bases 518 to 1060 code for a protein of 180 amino acids.